UCGCCGUCCAGGUUCCACAUCGACAAGCAAAGGUGCCGGCACAGGUGCUCGUGGAAGUGCCUCAGCAUCGGGCUGAUCGUGCUAGCUGUGGGGCUGUCCGCCAUGUUGGCUUACUUCGCAGCUGUCAGCUCCAUGAAACCUAACAUAGAUUCUUCGAACUGUAUCUUGGUUCAAGAUGUCAAAGAUGUUAGCAACGACCAGAUAACGAUGGGCUCAUCUACACAACAACCGACUGAAGAAUCUCUGCCGACAAGCACAUCCGAGCACGCAGCCAGCGCCACCACGCAACACAACGAUCCCCAGCACCAGCCGCCCACGCUGCAGCAGCAACAGCAGCAGCAGCCGCAGCCGCUGUGGCCGCCGCUGCCGCUGCUCGAGCAAACGGAGCUGGACGCCAUGCACGCAGCCACGAUACCGCCCUACCAGUUCUGGAACAGCGAAUUCAGGAACAAGCAGCCGGCCUUCAUAAGGUUCAACUUUACGUUGCCUUGGGGAGCUAAUUUUGCGGUGUACGGGCGUCGGAAUGUGGCGCCCAGCGUCACCCAAUACGAUUUCGUGGAGUUCGUUAAGGGUGGUAGGGUCGACCAUAGGCUGCGAAGGAAGCGGGACAUCAAUGAAGGGACCCUAGACCUAACCAAAGCUUUCGAACUCAUUAAUCAUGAAAUACUAUUGCAAAAAUUACAGCACUAUGGUGUCAGAGGCAAAGCUAAUGAUUUGAUGAAAUCCUACCUCAGCAAUCGGACACAAAUAGUCGGUAUCUCAUCAGAAAAUAACUCCAAGUCUUCGACAUACUAUUCUGACAGUGUACAAGUUGGUAUAGGGGUGCCUCAGGGCUCCAUACUCGGACCAAUUCUAUUCUUAAUAUUUAUUAACGACAUAUGUUCCCAAAUAGACAUUAGUUCCGUUUUCUUAUUCGCAGACGAUAUUUCAGUCGUUGUGUCUGAAAGAGACAUCGGUGCUUUGAAUGAGACAUCUAAUACAACUGUCUCUCGAGUUGUAGAAUGGUGUGAAAAUAAUUCUUUAGUGAUCAAUAAGAACAAAACGAAUUACUUAUUUUUCAAAAAUCAUAGGAAAGAUACACUUCACAUUGAUAUAUACAAUUCUCGAAUUAAUGCAACAAAUUCUGUCAGAUUUUUAGGGGUAAUGAUAGAUGAAGAUCUACGAUGGACGGAUCAGGUGAGAGCAAUAAUGAGUAAAUUAGCAUCUGCUUGA
This is a messenger RNA of Phaedon cochleariae (mustard beetle), 1212 nucleotides long. The record is from the annotation of a GenBank genome assembly. Lineage: Eukaryota; Metazoa; Arthropoda; Insecta; Coleoptera; Chrysomelidae.